Erigeron canadensis is the source of this 2295-nucleotide messenger RNA. Its product is annotated as putative receptor-like protein kinase At4g00960. Gene Ontology annotation, molecular function: ATP binding; protein kinase activity. The record is from RefSeq and is a predicted model, not a curated record. Bases 83 to 2149 code for a protein of 688 amino acids. Gene Ontology annotation, biological process: protein phosphorylation. The transcript is spliced from 7 exons. Lineage: Eukaryota; Viridiplantae; Streptophyta; Magnoliopsida; Asterales; Asteraceae.
UCAGACCCAGUCAAUACGCAAUUACGAUACAAGUCCUUAAAUUCAUCACCAUAUCCCUCUCAAUCAUCAACCACAACAAAACAUGAACACACGUACCGUAAAACUACUGAUCAUAUGGUCUUCUUUUAUUUCCACCUAUUUAGUCAAUAACAAAACCACCUUAGCUCGAUAUUUCUGUGAAAACGCGUAUAACUAUACCCGAAACAGCACAUACCAAAGAAAUCUUGACAGCGCCCUCUCCGCGCUCCCAAGCACCAAUUCUGGUUUCGGUUUCUUUAAUUUCUCCAUUGGUCAAGGAAACGAUAGAGUAAACUCGGCCGCCCUGUGUCGAGGCGACUUCAAUUCAACUGUGUGUCGAAGUUGCGUCAAUGACUCGAUUAUUAAUCUACCAAGGAGUUGUCCUAACCAAAAGGAAGCAAUAGGGUACUACGACAACUGUUUUUUGUAUUACUCCAACCAAAGUAUAUUGCAACAAACUGGAUUAAAAUUUAGUCUGAUUUUGUUUAAUACUCAAGAUACUAGUGAUGUUAAUCAGUUCAAUAGGGCUCUUAGACCAUUACUAGCUGACUUGAGAACGAAGGCUGCAGCUGGUGAUUCGCUAAUAAAAUUUGCCACUGCAAACACGAGUGGACCGGGUUUUUCGACUAUAUAUGGGCUUGUUCAGUGUAUUCCAAACUUGUCGGAAUCGGAAUGCAAUGAUUGCUUAGAGGGUUUAAUCAAUGAGAUACCGAAUUAUAUGAAUGGGAAAGUUGGAGGUUUGAUUAAUUUACCUAGGUGUAAUUAUAGGUAUGAGAUAUAUAGAUUUUUUAAUGAGUCGGCUGGUAUAAUCAGCCCAUCACCACCACCGGUUUUACAGCCAUCUCCGCCGGUUCAAUUACCGUCGUCACCACCAGGGAAAAAAAACGAUACAACACGGGUGGUCAUAAUCAUAGUGACUAUUGUGGUAGUCACGACUGUCAUGAUAAUUGCUUUACUCUGUAUUUUUAUUAGAUUGAGGAGGAAAAAGAAGCCUAUUCCUCGGCCUCUACCCAAUGAAACUGUUCAUAGCGAAAGUAUGGAGAUUGGCUCUGCUGAAUCUUUACAGUAUGACUUUAGUACAAUUAAAGAAGCAACAAAUGAUUUUUCAGAAGAAAAUAAGCUUGGACGAGGUGGAUUUGGAGCAGUUUACAGGGGUACGCUAACAAAUGGACAAGAGAUAGCAGUAAAGAGACUAGCAAAGGAUUCUGGUCAAGGUGACGGAGAAUUUAAGAAUGAGGUUCUGCUAGUUGCGAAGCUUCAACAUCGUAAUUUGGUUAGGCUGCUUGGUUUCAGCAUAGAAGGAAGGGAACGACUUCUCGUUUACGAGUUCUUACCAAAUGCUAGUCUUGAUCACUUUAUAUUUGAUCCAACUAAACGUACGCUUCUUGGUUGGGAAAAACGAUACAACAUCAUUAAAGGGAUUGCGAAGGGGCUAUUAUACCUUCAUGAAGAUUCCCGUUUAAGGAUAAUUCAUCGUGAUAUGAAAGCUAGUAACGUUUUGCUAGAUGUCGAAAUGAACCCUAAAAUUGCAGACUUUGGCAUGGCACGAUUAUUUAAACCAGAGGAAACUCAAGGUGACACGAGUCGGAUAGUUGGAACCUACGGCUAUAUGGCACCAGAAUAUGCCAUGCAUGGCCAAUUCUCAGUAAAAUCAGAUGUGUUUAGCUUUGGAGUGUUACUGCUAGAGAUGGUAACCGGUCAGAAAAACCAAUGUUUUCGGAAUGGAGAGAGCAUUAUUGAACACCUUCUUAGCUUUGCGUGGAAAAGUUGGAAGAAUGGGACCGCAUCAGAGAUGAUCGAUCCCACAUUGACUACUGGAUCAGGAUCAUUGCGUGACAUCGUUAGAAGUAUUCACAUUGGGUUGUUAUGCGUUCAAGAAAAUGUUAGUAACAGGCCAACUAUGGCUUCCAUUGUUCUAAUGCUUAAUAGUUUCUCUAUCACACUUCCGAUGCCAGCCGAACCUGCUUUUUUCAUGGAUAGUAACAUUGAUCCCGAAAUGCCACUCCUCCUAGAAUAUAGUUCUUCAACAGAGAGCAGUGGUUUACAAAAAUCCAAAAUUUCAAAAUCAAGAUCAAGGUCAUCUCAAUUCUCCGUAAAUGAUGUUUCAAUAUCCGAUUUUGUUCCUAGAUAAGUAUUGUGCAUGACAUAUGUUGUGGUAUACUCCAACCUUUUAGUAUCCGUUAAAAACUUGGAUUUAAUUUUACAACAUAAUGUUGCUUGUUUGGAAUUAAGAUACACAUUUGGAUGUACACAUUGUAUCCUAAUUGUAUGUUUCAU